UCUUCUUGAAGAAAGCUUUGGCGCAAGCUAAACGCGAGAAACUCUUAGAUGACGACACUUUGGAGUCCGCCGAAGCGGACAUUAUGAUCGCUGGUCCUGCCCUUUGCUUGUUCUUUGCGGCGCUGAAGUCGAACGCCGCAUCCCCUUCGGUUCCACUUCCUACCAAGUCCUCAAAGGGUCCAGUUUUGUUGUCCGCGAAGACAUGCCCACCCUCAUUCAGCAACUUUUUCGCCCUAUGGGCUUCGUGUGUUCCAGGAAUACAAGCGCUUACAACAUCUCAGCACGUCCCGGAUGUCCAUCCCUCCACCACUCGGUUGGCUGCGGAUCUUCGCGCAGUAGCAAUCGAGAUCAGUCAAAGGCGUUCAUUUCAGAAUCGGUAUGGGGCAGAUCUUCAGGCCGUGCUAGACGCCAACCCAGCAUCGAGUGGGAAGGGGACGGGACGCGCAAAAUUUGUGCCGCCCCCUUCAUAUUACGAGGAUGAUGAAGACAAAGUGCCACCGAUCUCUGAAAGUGUACGCAGGAGCACACCCUCAGGCUCACGUUCGCCCAGCAUCCUGAACGAGGAUGACCCAACGAUUGAUUUCAUUCCUCGGGCAUACUUCGCGGCUGUCUCACUUGCCGUUGUGGAGGUCUCCACCACAGCUGUGACACCCGCCGGAGAUGUCGAAGGGGUUUUAGGACAAUACAUUUUGUACGAUGAAUGUCCAGACCCUCUUAAACCCCUUAUGCGAGAAUUAGCGGGCAUCGCCGCUCGGGUAAAGGAGGUAGAGGUAGAGGACGAUAAACGUGCAAUGGACCUUAUCGCCCAAGGAAGGGAUGAAGAACUGGCAGCAUCUGUCACGAGGAUGGAGAGGCUGCAGGCUAUGCUUCGGCGUGGCGUAGGUGUUGAAGGACGGUCGAUGAGUCCAAAUGGAACGACGAUUCAGUUGGCAAAUAAGAUAAAUGGACUUGCGUUGAGGCUCGUGCAGUUGCCGGCUUUCAUGGAGCGGCAGAAUGAUGUUUUCGGGAUUGUGUCGGGGGCGAGGUGACCCUUUGGUGGCGCGUUAUAUUGGUUUGCUUGAUCUAAUGCCAUUAUUGUAACCUCGACUCUACGAACGGACGGCCUUUGUUUUAUGGCUGGUACAUUGUUUAGUAUGUAUGAGUUAUUUGUUGUAUGGAUGUAUAUCCUAUGUCUCCUAUAACUAUAGAACUUCGGAAUAUGGACACCCAAUGUACACA
Molecule: messenger RNA, 1218 nt
Organism: Cantharellus anzutake
Lineage: Eukaryota; Fungi; Basidiomycota; Agaricomycetes; Cantharellales; Hydnaceae
Exons: 6
Coding region: 84-1028 (314 amino acids)
Source: RefSeq, a predicted model, not a curated record